AUGGGACAUUCCAACCCGAUGAUUGAUUGGAUCCAUGGUGAGAGGAAGAGAGACAAAGGUGCAACCCAAAAGAAAAACAACCUCCCGAAGAAGAAGAUACGAUUGCGUUCUACGGCUUUUAUCAACACAAGGCCAAGACCAUCUUCACCUGGCAUUCAAGCAUUGUUUGGAAUGACGGAGGAGAACAACAGUGAAGCCAAAUGGGGGAAUUCGAACAAUUGCAUGCUCCUUCCAUUGAGUAUCGGCAGCAAGCUGGAUUUCAUGCAAGAUCAUCACACAUACAACAUUAUGCUUCUCAAACUUGGCUGGACCUGUAGAAGAAACCGGGUUUUAUGGCCAUGCCAUGGAAUUCCUUGCAACCAGUUCCUAUGGCCAACCACAUUCCUCUCGGUUGAUGAAAAUACCAUCCCAGAUCCUCACAACCAGCUAGAUGAUCUUCAAGGCUCACUAAAACUCAUCAAACAAGCAGUUUAUGCAAAUGGACUUGUUAAGGAUGUUGAGGUUGAAGUGGAGGGUGUGCCACAAGCUGUAUUCAUGUAA
Messenger RNA from Lactuca virosa, 540 nucleotides. NCBI's taxonomy places the organism in Eukaryota, Viridiplantae, Streptophyta, Magnoliopsida, Asterales, Asteraceae. The record is from the annotation of a GenBank genome assembly.